Tupaia belangeri chinensis (Chinese tree shrew) is the source of this 1723-nucleotide messenger RNA. RefSeq names its product intercellular adhesion molecule 2 (gene ICAM2). Bases 658 to 1545 code for a protein of 295 amino acids. The record is from RefSeq and is a predicted model, not a curated record. The transcript has 5 exons. Gene Ontology annotation, biological process: cell-cell adhesion. Gene Ontology annotation, cellular component: plasma membrane. Gene Ontology annotation, molecular function: integrin binding. Lineage: Eukaryota; Metazoa; Chordata; Mammalia; Scandentia; Tupaiidae.
GAAAUGGAGGAGAAGGGAUCACGGUGUGUCCGGGCCCCAUCGGGGGAGUGGGGGGCACUUUCUCCUUCUCUCUCUGCGUCUCUCUCCCGCGAGCGCACAUGCCUUCUGGCAAGUUUUAAAAAGGGGAGAGAAGGUGAAGGAGGGAGGAAAACAGUAAGGUGGCUCCUGAAAAACGUGGAACAGGAUUACCACACGAUCCAGCAGUUCCACCCCUGACACAUCCCAAAAGAACUGAAGCAGGAUCGCACACUGCUGUUUGCGCACGUGUGUUUAUGGCAGCAUCCUUCACAACAGCCAGAAGGUGCACGUGAACCAGUGUCCGCAGAUGACUGGACCACAGUUGGUCCCUGCCGUGGAAUAUUACUCGGCCUGAAAAAGGAAGGCAAUUCCGACGUAUGCUGUGGCCUGGAUGAAUCGUGACGACAUGCUGAGCGAGACAAACCCGUCACAAAAGGACAAAUGCCCUGUGAAUCCACUUACGUGAGCUUCCUGGUGGUCAGACUCGGAACAGACAGCAGAAUGGUGGUCACGUGGUCGCCAGGGGCUGCGGGGAGAGGGAGUGGGGAGUUAGUGUUUCGUGGGCGCAGCGUUCCCAUUUGGGAAGGUGAAAACAGUUCUGGACAGGAAUGACGGUGACGGUCGCACAUCCGUGUCACGAUGCUUACUGGCACUGACCUGCCUGUGGAAAUGCCUGGAAGAGUCAAUGGCAGCCCUUGGCUAUCCCCCGCGAGAGCAAGCGUGGACGCUGCUGAAAUGCCCAUUUUAGAUUGCAGGGGACUGCCCGUGGCCCUUCUCGCCCUGUUCUGCUGCCCAGGGUCUGGCAAGGAGUUCGAGGUUUACAUAUGGCCAGAGAACCUGGUGGUUGAGCCCUCAGAGUCCUGGGAGGUCAACUGCAGCACCACCUGCCUCCAGCCUCAGAAAGGUGGUCUGGAGGGCCCCGUAAAUAAGACCCUUCUGGACAAGCAGCCUCAGUGGAACCUCUUCUUGCUGUCGAACAUCUCACAGGACACGUACAUCCUCUGCUACUUCACCUGCUCGGGGAAGCAGGAGCACAAGAGGCUUAACAUCAGCGUGUACCAUCCUCCAAAGGAGGUCACGCUGAAGCUACAACCCACGUGGGUGACCGUGGGCAGGCUCUUCACCAUUGAGUGCAGGGUGCCUGCCGUGAAGCCCCUGGAAAACCUCACCCUCACCCUGUUCCACGGCAAAGAGAUCCUGCACCACCAGACCUUUGCGGGGGGCACCCUGGACCCCCAGGAGGCCACAGCCACACUCAACAUCACAGCUCCCAGUGGGGACAAACAUCACAACUUCUCCUGCCAGGCUGAGCUGGACCUGCGGUCCCACGGUGGGGGCAUCAUUCGCAGAGUCUCUGAGACCAAGAUGCUGGAGGUGUAUGAGCCCAUGCAGGACAGCCAGAUGAUCAUCAUCGUCACAGUCGUGUCGGUCCUGCUGUUCCUGUUUGUGACAUCCGUCCUGCUCUGCUUCGUCUUUGGCCAGCACUGGCGUCAGAGGCGGACCGGCACCUACGGGGUGCAAGCCUGAAGGAGGCAGCGGGGCCUUCUAGCACAGCCUGUGUGAGUGGUGUGGCCACCGCCAUGGAGGUCACCAGAACUCUGUGUGGCUCCUCAGGAGAGUGGUCAGCUGGCUGAAGGACGUGACAUGCAGUAGAGGGCUCUGGGGACAUUACCUUUUCUAGCCUGAAUACAAACACCUGACUGAC